AUGGCCGAUGAUGUUGUUAUGGAUGGCGAGAUCAACCAACGUAAUGCGACGCUGGCCGAGAUGGAGGAAUUGCGUGAAAGAGAGUUGCCGAAUGGGGUUGAUUUGCGCCGAACGAAGGAAGUUAGGCAGGAUGUUAGGCGAGAUGCAAGUUGGAGGCAAGAAGGGAGGGAUUACGGUGCGAAUGAAAGGCAGGAAGUUGGGGGGGAACGUGGCAGUAGCUUGAGGCGUGGGGGAGGUGUGUUGGCAGGUGGUCUAGGCGGUGUACAUGGGGGUGGCGUGGGUAGUUUAGAUGGAGAUGGUGUAGGCAGUAUGGGUGGAGGAGGGAAUAGAGGAAGCAUAGAGGAACGUGGCAGUAAUAUGAGGCGUGGGGGAGGUGUGUUGGCAGGUGGUCUAGGCGGUGUGCAUGGGGGUGGCGUGGGUAGUUUAGAUGGAGAUGGUGUAGGCAGUGUGGGUGGAGGAGGGAAUAGAGGAAGCAUGGAUCGGCAUGGGAGGGGGAUGGGGGAAUUGCACAGCAUCAAGGGGUAG
Messenger RNA from Ipomoea nil (Japanese morning glory), 525 nucleotides. RefSeq names its product acanthoscurrin-2-like. The transcript has a single exon. The record is from RefSeq and is a predicted model, not a curated record. NCBI's taxonomy places the organism in Eukaryota, Viridiplantae, Streptophyta, Magnoliopsida, Solanales, Convolvulaceae. The coding region runs from base 1 to 525 and encodes 174 amino acids.